ACUUGGGACGUGUCAACAGCGGAGUCGCUUACGACCCGGUACCAACACCGCCUUCCCCUUGUGUUGUUGUAGCAGAGCGAUACUAGACGAUAACAAUGAUUUCUGACGUGCAGCUGGCAGUGUUCGUAAACAUCCUCGGGGUCUCGCUCUUCCUCAUGGUCGUCCUCUACCAUUAUAUCUCGGCCAACAAUCCAAAAACUCACUAAGAAAUUGUUUGCUUGUACGAGUGAUUGUGUGGGUGUGUUUGUUAAGAUGUGUGAGAAGGAUGGGGAAGAGAUAUUACUGUGAUUAUUGUGACAGAACUUAUCCAUACAGUGUUGAGGCUCGUAAGAAACAUGCCUUUGGACACUAUCACCAGAAGUUGAAAACACUCCACUAUGACCAGUUUAAAUCUGCUAAAGAACGCCUUCAAGAUGAAUUAUCAAAGGAGAAGUGCCGGCGCUUCCAUUCGGGUCAAGAAUGUUCAUUUGGAGACACUUGCAUUUAUUCCCAUCUCACAGUUGCAGAUAUAUGCAGUCUAAAACAUCAAGCAAAGGAAGAGGACAAUGCUGCAAGGAAACGUAAACUUCCCACACUAGUAAAGGACGGCAAGGAGCCAUCACUUGAAGGCUGGCAAUCUAUGAGGGAAAUUCAAAUGCAACCAUCCUCAGAUUAUUCAGUGGAAGAUCUCGCACACUGGGAACUCAAGUACACAUUACCACCAAGUCUCAAGGAUGUAGCUUUCCUUCCACCUUCUCUCAUUCCUCCAUCUUCUGAAAGUUUGUUACAGUGUGAAUUUACAGAGUGGGGUUAAUUUUCUUUUUAUUUUGGUUUGAAGGCAUUAUUCUUACAUAUUUUUUUUUUGUAUGGAAUAUUUUUGGAAGCAAGAUCAAUAAAAGCUGUUUAAAAUGGUGA
Messenger RNA from Homarus americanus (American lobster), 894 nucleotides. Its product is annotated as zinc finger matrin-type protein 5-like. The transcript has 5 exons. Gene Ontology annotation, molecular function: metal ion binding. The record is from RefSeq and is a predicted model, not a curated record. NCBI's taxonomy places the organism in Eukaryota, Metazoa, Arthropoda, Malacostraca, Decapoda, Nephropidae. The coding region runs from base 266 to 793 and encodes 175 amino acids. Gene Ontology annotation, cellular component: U12-type spliceosomal complex.